UCGUCGGUAUACCAAACAAAAUAAAAAAUCCCCUUUCAAAUCGCAUUUAGCAUUUACGUAAACUUUGAAAAAUAAUAAAUAAAGAAACAAACAAGUUCGAAACAAAAUUAAAAGCUUUUUUUUGUACCUUCCUUUUGUUGUUAUUAUUAUGAAAUAAAAAGCCUAACAAGUUUUCACUCGAAUGCUAACCGUUGUGCUGUGUGCUGUGCUUGUUGUUGAGUCGUUUGUGGACUUUAAACCUAAUUCAAAACGCUAACCAAGCCAAUAUAUACUAUACACCUACAUAUAUAUCUAAUAUAUUAUAAUAAACAAAUGCAAUUUAUAAAUUAAAAUCAGCCCGGGAGAAAAAAGCGUGAUUAAGUUGUUAGUUUUCUGAAUAAUUUAAACAACCAACAAAAGCAAAAUAUUGAAUUAUAAGAAAAUUAAAGUACGAAGUGCAUUUGUUUAUUUAUUUUUGUGUUUCUGUUUUGCAUCUGAUUUGUUUCGAAAUAAAGUGCAAUUCAUUCAAAAACGAUUUUGAAAUAAUUUUCAAUUAGUACGAAAUAUAAGAAGAAGCAAAAAAAGCAAGCCAAGUGAUCUUUGUUCGGUUGAGAGCAAGUGUGGUGGAAUCUAUCAAACCUGCUCUGUUUGGAAACAUCUGUACCUACAAAAAAAGGUGCUCUCUAUAAUACGGCAAGUGUUUGAAACGUCAAAGCAGCCAAAUACUUUAUUUUUGAGAAUAAACUAAACUAAAAAAUAACUUCCGUGUGCUUUAUUAAAUAUAACAUAAUAAAUACAAGAAUAGUGAAAGUAUGCUUCUCGUUAAAUUGUAAAAAAAAACAUCAAAACGAUCUUGAAAGCUAGAUCACAUUAUAAAGACUUUGUCAUACAUCUCGGGCUUCACCUGUCAGAUUGUUAAGUUGAAGAACAUCAUCUCGUUUAUCGCUCUUUUGUAUGUUUAUGGGUUAAUCCAUUGCCUUACGUCAUUCAAAAUAACAGCUGUUUAAAUUAAACGCAACUACGAAUAAUCAACCAUUAACAAAAGAAGGCUUUAAGCUGAAAGAGAAAUAAAACUAAAAAAGAAAAAUGGAAAAGAAAUAAUUAAAAAAAUAUAUAUAUAAUAAAGCUAACAAAGAUCAUCAACAUUAGCAACCGUAUUCGCAGAAAAGAAGAACAAUUAAAUAACUAUUUAUACGAGUACGAUUCUGCUUUAAAUUCCAAAUAAAAAUCAGCACUUGAAUUCAUACUAUACUCGUUUACGGCAUUAAAAUGAAUAGCUUGGUGAAAGUUUUUAGUAACUUCAAGGAGUUCUAUAGUGAAAUCAAUGGAGCUACCCUUACAGGAGCUAUUGAUGUAAUUGUUGUUGAACAACCAGAUGGCGAAUUUCAAUGUUCUCCAUUUCAUGUGAGAUUUGGAAAACUAGGUGUUCUCAGAAGUCGUGAAAAAGUGGUUGACAUUGAAAUCAAUGGUGAACCAGUUGAUAUUCAUAUGAAAUUGGGCGAAUCCGGUGAAGCUUUCUUUGUUGAAGAGUGCGCCGAAGACGAUGUUGAAGAGUUGCCAGACAAUUUGGCAACGUCACCCAUUCCGAGUGAUUAUUUUCCCAACAAAUACACUGAUGUUGAUAUUGACGAUGCCGCUGAAAAAGCCAAAAAAGCUAGUGAAGACAUACCGAUGUCCUUGCCAUUGCCAAGACGAAAUUCAAUUGAUUUUUCCAAAGAAAGCAUUAAAGAAGACACCGUGCCCAAAUAUGAGAAUCAAGUUUCAGACUUUAGCCAUCGGAGGCACACUGACAAUGUCUUGGAACGCCGUAACUUAAGUGAAAAAAUCAAGGAAUACACGACACAAAAAAUUCGUCAAGAAUGGGCGGAGCACGAGGAGCAAAUAUUCCAAUUUGAUGUCACUGAAAAGAAUGAUUGGAGUAACAGCACUUUGAGACUGGAAGAGCCUGCUUCAAAAUCCUUACCUGUAGAAUUGAAGUUGGAAUCUACUACCUCACAACAGUCGUCUGAUGAUACUGUAACAAAACCAACAACUGAACCAGUUGAAUCAACUAAAACCGAAUCAACUGUUCCUAAUCCUAUAACCAAAGAACAAACAACAAGUGCUGUAGUAAGUGACCUACGUACUGAUAGUAUUAAGGAAGAAUCCAAGAGCAAAAAAAAACGACGCAAGAAGUCUCAAAUGAAAAAGAAAAACGCACAGCGUAAAAGUUCAUCGAGUAGUUCUGUGGGUAGUGCAAUUCAAUUGGAAACCAAUGAAGCCGAACCAGAUGCUGUUUCAAUGUCAAACAAUACCAAUUCAUCAAAUGACGAAUCACCAACAAAAACUGACGAAGCAAGUGAGACAAUUGCUCCAAGUCCGAUAAGUGAAUAUCAGACUAGCCCCAUAACACCAUCGAGUCGUAUUCAAGAUUUGGAUAUACAUUUCUUUAGCGACACUGAAGUUGCAUCGUCGGGAAGUCGCGCUGGUCGCCCUAGUACCCCCAUACAAAGUGACAGUGAAUUGGAGAUUUCUAUGCGAGAGAAAGACACUGAUGUUGAUAUGAAUUCGGCUUCAUGGAAAUGGGGUGAGCUUCCAACACAAAACGAUGAGCAAAAGGACAUUCAACAAGGACAAAGGAAUUCCAUGCUGAGUGGCAUGUUUAAUUUUAUGAAGAAAACCAAUAAGAUGCGUAAGAAUGCAACAGAUGGUGGUGUCUAUUUAUCAGAGUUGGAUGCUGAGGGUAUGGAUCCAGAAAUGGCUGCUAUGUACUUCCCCCUCAUAAAGGAUAAUACCAUAAUUGGAAAUGAGGAUGAUAGGGAAAGUGGCAAUGGAACGAGUCUUCCGCAUAGCCCAAGUUCCAUGGAAGGACCUAAAAGCUUAGAUUCCGACUAUGAGGAUGGAAAAUUACCUCAAGAUCCAAAAUACCUUGACUUUGUUGCAAUGUCAAUGUGUGGUGGCUCAGAAAAGGGAGAUCCUUCAGACGAAGAAUUUGACAGGAAUUUAAUUAAAUAUUCAGAUGUCUGCCAAAAUCCAAGCCUGUUUUCCUCGCCAAAUUUAAUUGUUCGUUUGAAUGGUAAAUACUACAGUUGGGCUGCUGCAUGCCCCAUCGUAAUGACCAUAAUAACAUUCCAGAAGCCCUUGUCUAACGACGCCAUUGAGCAAUUGAUGAACAAUUCAAAGAUUGAAAACGCAAAAGCUGACGGCGAUGUUGAGGGAAAUACAUCUGGUGGUGUGAAUGCCACUGCUGCUAAACGUUCUUGGUGGAAUUGGCGUCGUUCAGCCAGUGGAGGUAAUGUAGGUUUGAAAAAUCCUAAACUAGAUUCCAAGGAUGAAGAAAACAAAGCUUUAGGUUUGGAUUCUGAUCAGGCUGCUGUGGCAACACAAACAUCGCGCCCAACCUCACCCGAUGUUAGUAUGAGCGAAAACACCCUGAGCAAAACAGAAGAUUCCACUUUAAAUGCUGAAAACACUUCAGCGGCAGUUGAUAACGAUGAGCUUUCUCAAGAAUCAAUGUCAUCAACUAAAUUGGCUCUUAAGAAUGAAAAAUUCAAGAAAAGUCUAAGAUUAAGCUCGACAGCUAUUAAACAACUAAAUUUGAAAGCAGGCAUGAAUGAGAUCGAGUUCAGUGUGACAACGGCCUACCAAGGCACAAGUCGUUGCAAGUGUCAUCUCUAUCGUUGGAAACACAGUGACAAAGUGGUGAUUUCGGACAUAGAUGGAACUAUCACUAAAUCAGAUGUCUUGGGUCAUAUUCUUCCAAUGGUUGGCAAAGAUUGGGCCCAAUUGGGUGUUGCGCAAUUGUUUUCGAAAAUCGAAGAAAAUGGUUACAAAUUACUGUAUUUAUCAGCGCGAGCUAUUGGUCAAUCUCGAGCCACACGUGAAUACUUGCGAUCAAUUCGUCAAGGCGACGUUAAGUUACCCGACGGACCAUUACUCUUGAAUCCUACUUCAUUGAUCUCAGCUUUCCAUCGUGAAGUUAUUGAAAAGAAACCUGAACAAUUUAAAAUUGCUUGUCUGUCGGACAUUCAAGCAUUGUUCCCUGAGAAAAAUCCUUUCUAUGCUGGCUAUGGAAAUCGUAUAAAUGAUGUUUGGGCAUAUAGAGCAGUAGGAAUUCCUAUUAUGAGAAUAUUCACCAUAAACACUAAAGGAGAAUUGAAACAUGAACUCACACAAACAUUCCAAUCAUCAUACUGCAGCAUGACAUACAUUGUUGACCAACUUUUCCCGCCCAUCAAGUAUGACGAAGGAUCUAUUGAGUUUUCAAACUUUAACUACUGGCGUGAUCCCUUACCUGAGCUCGAAAUUGAACUCGAUGACACCAAACCUUCAUUUACAACAACAAACACCAACUUAUCGAAGCCCUUAAGCUCCAUUCCAGAAAACUAAAUAAAUAGAAAAUAUAAAAGCAACUACAUCAACAAUAAUAAAUUGACAAAAGAAAACAAUAUCAAUACCUUCUUAAAUUUUUUAAUGCAAACGAACUAUAGUAGAACAAAAAAAAAAAACAAACACAAACAAAACAUAUAAAUUUUUACCAAUUUGUCGAAUAUGCAAAACCAUAAUACCAAACCACAUAACCACAUAAAAUAGGAAAGCAAGCAUUUAAGCUCUGCAAUAAUAAUUCAUAAUCACAUAAUAUUAAAACAAAAUUCUUUUUCUUUUGUUUUUGUUCAAUUAAGCGCACUUUUAUUUUGAUUGAUGUGAUAUUAUAGGUUUUAUUUGUAUUUUAUAAAAAAUUAUACAUUUUUUUAAAAGCUCAAUCGAGAGUAUUUAAUUUUCCUUAAAAAGAUUAAUUGUUUUUAUACUUUAAGUUAUUUUUUAUUUAAGAUUUCCAGGUUCUUUUUGUGAUAAAAAAAUAUGUUUUUUUUUUCUUAGGUAUAUUUCUUUUUUUAUUUCGUGGAAUGAUUUGCAUUUCAAAAAGUAUUUAUUUUUAAUUUAUAUUCCAUUAAGAAACUACUGAUUAUGAAGUAAGGAACAAAAUUGUUUUAAAAAUUAUUAUUUUAUUUUUUAUUGAAACCUUCUAUUUUGUAAUUUUAAGAAAAAUUGUUUUUGGUUUAUUAUUUCUUUAAAAAAAAACAUAAAAAAGAAGCUUAUUAGGGCUUUUAAAUUAUUCUAGUAGUUAUUGUAAGUGUGUUUUUACGAAAUGUGUAAAAGAAAUUUUGCUUUUUUAUUAAAAUGGUUAUUUAAAACCAUUUUCGGAUAGCUUGAAACAGUUAGAAUAUUGUUAUUUACACAACAGAAAUUUGAAGAAAAAAAAUGAAACGCUUAGUUAAUAUUUUUUUUAUAAUCAUCUCUCAUACAUUCAUAAAUAUUCUACAUAUUUCCAUAAUCAUCAUUCAUAUACAUUCGAAAUGAAAGGCAUUAAAUUAUCUUAUAAAGAAUAAUCGUACUUAUAUUUAAUAUAUUAUUAUUAAAAUAGAAAGCUUAAAGCGUUCACAAAUAAAUAGAUGUAAUAAUCAGUUUAUCUGGUAAAACUAUGUAGAUUAAAUUUGUGGAAGCUUUUAAAAUGUUUCUUUAUAUUAUUAUAUAAAAAAAAAAAUAAGAAUGCAUACAUGAAUUGGCAAAAUAAAUAAAUAAUCAAUAUACGCUUGUGUUUAGAACAAA
Molecule: messenger RNA, 5565 nt
Organism: Eupeodes corollae
Lineage: Eukaryota; Metazoa; Arthropoda; Insecta; Diptera; Syrphidae
Gene: Lpin
Product: phosphatidate phosphatase LPIN3
Exons: 13
Coding region: 1249-4347 (1032 amino acids)
Biological process (GO): positive regulation of transcription by RNA polymerase II; cellular response to insulin stimulus; fatty acid catabolic process
Cellular component (GO): nucleus
Molecular function (GO): transcription coactivator activity; phosphatidate phosphatase activity
Source: RefSeq, a predicted model, not a curated record